Molecule: messenger RNA, 2019 nt
Organism: Hibiscus syriacus
Lineage: Eukaryota; Viridiplantae; Streptophyta; Magnoliopsida; Malvales; Malvaceae
Product: glycosyltransferase family 92 protein RCOM_0530710-like
Source: RefSeq, a predicted model, not a curated record
CGGCUACCAUUAACGCGUAUAGCCACUGCUUCAAGGCCGCCCAGAUCUGAACUCUCACAACAACUCCACUUCGUCAUUACCCAGAACUCUCUCUCUCUCUCUUUUCUAAUUCUUUCCUGCAUUCUUGGUUUCGGUUUCGGCUUUGGAUUCUCAAAAGAUAUGGAGUCGGAGCAGCGUUUGAAGCGGAAGAGAGCAUACAGGCCGUACUCCCGAGUUCAGCUUCUGUUUCUAAGGUCGUUCAUAUUGCGUCUUUCUUUCUUCGUUUUCCUCAUGUUCUUGUCUUCCGAGAGGUUCCCAAUCCGAACGGUGUCGUUUCACCCAGUUCUCACCGUCCCGAAUCUGUCAAUCCUGUCCAAAAAUUCCCUCCGAGAUUCUAUUAAUGGUAAACUACGGUUGCCUUUGAGAGUCGAAGACCGGGUUUUGUUCCCCGAUCACUUGCUCUUGCUUGUAUCCGACAAGAUACAUGAAGAUGAUAAGUUAGACUGUGUUUAUCACAAGGCUUUGAAUGACAAGGAUAUUGUUCGACGAAGGGUUUUGUCUGUUGAUGAGUUUGAUGGGUUUCGAUUGGUUGUUAGAUGCCCUAACCCGCCCUGGAAUUACUCGGCUGCUGUGGGUUUGGUGUGGACAGGAGAUGUGGUUGAUGAUUUUGGUUGGUCUUUCAGGAGUAAUCAGACGGUUCAUUCAUAGGAUAAAUUGGUUUAUGAAGCAGCAUUGGAUGGGAAUACGGCACUUGUUUUUGCUAAAGGAUUAAAUCUUCGACCGCAUAAAGAAUCCGAUCCAACUAAGUUCAUGUGCCAGUUUGGUUUGAAGAAGAUGGAUGAUGAAGAAGAUGGCGGGCUUGUGGUAAUGACUGAAGCAAUAUUGGCUGCACAAGAGGUUGUUAGGUGUACAUUGCCGAGGAGUACAAGAAAUAAUCUGGAUUCCACCCAGGGAAUUCGAGUUACCAUCGUACAUGACCCAAUGCCAUCCACAGUUAGAAUUCGUAAUUCCAGAUCCUAUGAGCGUGGGAGGAAUCAAAUAAGGCAUAAAGAGAAUGUAGCUAUGCCUUCUGUGGCUAAACUAUACAAUCCAAUGCCCUACCAAGGGAAAUACGAGCUCUGUGCCUGCACUAUGCUCUGGAACCAGGCACCAGCACUGCGGGAGUGGAUCAUGUACCACGCCUGGCUUGGAGUUGAACGCUGGUUCAUUUAUGACAAUAAUAGUGACGAUGGAAUUCAAGAAGUAAUUGAAGAACUUGAUUUUCAAGACUACAAUGUUAGUCGACAUACCUGGCCAUGGAUUAAAACUCAAGAGGCAGGGUUUUCGCACUGUGCUUUGAGAGCAAGAAAUGAGUGUAAAUGGGUAGGAUUCUUCGACGUCGAUGAGUUCUACUACUUCCCUCACCAUCACAGGAGUGGUUUACAGGGUCAGAACUUACUACGAUCCCUAGUAGCAAAUUACUCGUUAUCAAGUACGAUUGCAGAGAUACGAACAGCUUGUCACAGCUUUGGACCGUCCGGAUUGAGCUCAACACCAUCGAAAGGAGUAACUGUAGGUUACACUUGCCGCCUCCAAAACCCUGAGCGACACAAGUCCAGUCACUACUUCGAGCUGAAAAAGGGAUUCAGGCACCUGAAUGUGCCGGAAAGUUCUAUCAUAAUAAACCACUACAAGUACCAGGUAUGGGAGACCUUUAGAGCAAAGUUCUUCAGAAGGGUAGCAACUUAUGUCGUUGACUGGCAAGAAAACCAAAACCAAGGGUCAAAAGACAGAGCCCCAGGGCUCGAAACCGAGGCCAUUGAACCACCGAAUUGGAGAAAACAGUUCUGUGAAGUCCGGGACACCGGUCUGAGAGACUUUGUCCUUGCAAAUUUAGCUGAUCCUGCCACCGGAAGCUUAACCUGGGAGAAGCCUCUUCUGUAGCAAUACCAAAUAUGUUUGCUUCCAAGCUUGGUGCCAAUGGAAAACAGAGUAACGACAACAACAAAAUACAUUCUUUCUAUUUUUUUUUUUGGCAUUUUUAUCUGACUUUUUCUUUUA